AUGAACCGACAAUCCCAUGGCAGUGGCAGGAGUCGCCUUCGUGGUGGCAUCGAGAUGUCACAUAUACCCUGGCAAUCCCAGGAGCAAGAACGGUCCAGGAUUCCUCCAUUAGCAAGAAUGUUGAUGUCCGGUGAGAUGAGCGGAGAUCCACCGAGGAACCUGAACAUAAAGGAGAAAUUUAAUAGAUGGAUGGUUAAUGACGGAUGGAGGAGAUUAUUCGUUACCAUUUUUGCCUUGGUUCAUGUCCUACUAUUUGUAGUCGGUAUACUGAACUAUAGUUUAAAGGAUAAUCUUAGCAAUGCCAGAGGAUUGCUUGGAUCCAGUUAUCCCAUUGCCAGAGCGGCUGCAUUAGUGCUACAUUUUGAUGUCGCCGUCAUUUUAUUCCAUAAAAGUAUACCGUUCCACCAGAUAACGGCUUGGUCCAUCGUUUUCUUCUCCCUUCUACACACUAUAGCUCACUGGGUCAAUUUUGCCCGGAUUGCGUCUGCCGAGGGUUUGGGGAUAUCAGGCUUUUUUCGACUCAAUUUCACCACAGGACCCGGCUGGACGGGGUACGUUAUGCUGAUAGCUCUGGUAGCAAUUGCAGCGACAUCCCUGGAGGGCCCACGAAGAGCGAACCAUGAGCGAUUUUGGAAUACACACCAUCUCUUCGUUGUCUUUUUCCUGUUCUGGUCCUUCCAUGGAGCCUUCUGCAUGAUUAAGCCGGACUUGCCUCCUUUUUGCGACGGUGUAGGGGUGUUUUAUCUCUACUGGGUAUUUGGAGGGGCCGUGUAUCUAUUGGAACGACUAAUGAGGGAGGUUCGAGGCAAGCAUAGAACAAUUAUCACGAAAGUGAUUCAACAUCCAAGCAACGUCUUCGAGAUCCAACUUCGAAAGGAGAAGACAAAGAUGAAGCCAGGACAGUAUAUAUUUAUCAACUGUCCGGCAGUAUCGAUAUGGCAAUACCACCCGUUUACUCUCACCAGUGCCCCUGAAGAAGACCACAUAUCCGUGCACAUACGCUGUGUUGGGAAUUUUACAAAAGAUCUCGCCAAAGCAGUUGGUUGUGACUUCGAGGAGAAGGAGACUUCUAUAAACGUGCCUUUCCACGAAAGACGUGCCAAACGUGAAUCGACUGUGAUUGGUGUGGAUGCCAAUACAGCAGAUCAUGAUGUUGACCCAAGGCUUCGCCGUAUACUACCGCGGAUAUUCAUUGAUGGACCGUUUGGCAGUGCCUCCGAGGACGUGUUUAAAUUCGAAGUGGCAGUGUUGGUUGGUGCUGGGAUUGGCGUUACCCCCUUUGCUUCCAUCUUGAAGAGUAUCUGGUAUCGAAUGAACCAGCCACAGAACAAGACUCGAUUGAAGAAAGUGUACUUCUUCUGGGUUUGUCGGGAUUUCGGCUCCUUUGAGUGGUUCAGCUCGCUAUUGCUUGCCAUAGAAGCCCAGGAUAAAUACAGCAACAUUGAGAUUCACACGUACCUCACGGCCAAGAUCCAAACUGACGACGCAACAAACAUAAUGAUAAACGAUGCCGACGCAGACCGAGACGCCAUCACCGGCCUUCGUGCUCCCACCAACUUUGGCCGGCCAAACUGGGACAUGGUGUUUCGAUCAAUCCGGAAGAUUCAUGCACCAGCUGAGGCCGGGGUGUUUUUCUGUGGGCCUAAAGCUCUAGGGAGCGUGCUUCACGUAAAGUGCAACAUGUACUCUGAGCCCGGUUUUAAUUUUGUAUGGGGCGAGGAGAAUUUCUAA
Messenger RNA from Microsporum canis CBS 113480, 1731 nucleotides. RefSeq names its product NADPH oxidase. Gene Ontology annotation, biological process: superoxide anion generation; defense response. Bases 1 to 1731 code for a protein of 576 amino acids. Gene Ontology annotation, molecular function: superoxide-generating NAD(P)H oxidase activity. Gene Ontology annotation, cellular component: plasma membrane; NADPH oxidase complex. The transcript has 8 exons. The record is from RefSeq and is a predicted model, not a curated record. NCBI's taxonomy places the organism in Eukaryota, Fungi, Ascomycota, Eurotiomycetes, Onygenales, Arthrodermataceae.